Messenger RNA from Naegleria gruberi, 1047 nucleotides. RefSeq lists its product as uncharacterized. Bases 1 to 1047 code for a protein of 348 amino acids. The transcript has a single exon. NCBI's taxonomy places the organism in Eukaryota, Heterolobosea, Eutetramitea, Acrasida, Naegleriidae. The record is from RefSeq and is a predicted model, not a curated record.
AUGUCUCAAAGAGUAACCAGAAGUCAGACAACAAGUAAAAAGGUAGCAGUAGUAACAUCAAAUGAAGGCUCUGAUCAUUGGGUUAGGAAAGAUACAUUACCACAAAUAAGACAAGACGAUUUUGACACCACUUCUGAUGAUGAUAGUAGUAGUUCUUCAGAUUAUGAUGAUGAAGAAUAUUCAUCCAAUGAGGAAGAAGAUGAAGAAUUAGAAUCCGAAUCCAAUAGAAAACAUCCGAAACGAAAGGGAUUAAGAAGAAUCAAUUAUAAGGAUUAUGAAACUGAUGAUGAAGAAGAAUUAAUUGAAAUACCAAGAAAGAAACGAAAGAAUAAUAGUACUUUACAUCACAAAUUAAAGCCUUCCAAAUCAUUCAUAACUACACCACUACCACCACAUAAUGCAUUAAUUAGUGGUUCAAGUCAAGAAGAAGAGAAAGCACCACCACCUUCAUCACCACUUCCACCACCAUUAGGCUUGUUAGGUUGUGAUGGUGAUAUUGUACCAUCAUUUUCCUCAUCAAUAUUGAGUGCACUCUUUACAGAGAGUAAUGAUACAACUCAGGAAUCAACUAGUGAAGAUAGUUUGGAUUAUUCACAAAACACAAAUAAUACUACUAACACUACUAAUGUCAUUAUCAAUAAUGGUGAUACUACUAAUAAUAUUGUGAUAUCACAAUCUGAAAAGCCAUCAACACAUUCAUUAUUUCUUUUAAUUGGUCAAUCGGAAUCAGAUGAUGAAGAUAAUGAAGAUUUUGAUACAACUAACAUUAACAGUGAAGAAAUGACUCAUACAUCACCAACACCUCUAAUAGUCAAAGAUGAAAUUCCUUAUUAUGUUAUUGAGGAAGAACCAAUUCAUUCUAAACUCAAUCAAUCCACAUUACAACAUCAUGACAAUGAGCUUGUAGCAUUACCAACUAUAUUGAAACAUAACACUCUUAAUCUACUCAAUACCACUACUAUCAACACUAACAUUACUAAAAAGAUGAACAUUAACAACACUACUAAUAAUCAUCUUAACAAUAUAACCAUCAUUGAAAUAGAUUAA